AUGUCUGAAUCUGAAAGUUCUGAGAACUCCUUGGAAGAAUCCUCAAGUGAGGAAACUGAAGAUGAUGAUGUUCCUCUGGCCAAGAGGCGAAAAGUUAUCUUUGUGGAAGAAGAAGAUGAGCAGGAUGACUGUGAGAUCAUCCAGGACGUGCUUCAGGAUAUAAGGGAAUCUUCAGAAGCUGAAGAAUCCACGGAUUCUGAUGUUCCUCCAUCCACUUCAAAGACCCUCCUAUUAACCCAAACUAGUGAGAUCCCUGCGGAGAAAGAAAAAGAGGAUGAUGAUGUUCAAAUUCUUGAACCUCCCUUCAAUGUGAAGCCUAUUCAACAAGUGGCUUCCAACUUUGAAGAUCAGCUCCCAGAUGCUGCUGAAACCUCCUAUGUGUCCUUGUCCAACUAUUCUGCAGUAAACUCACGAGAUCUGAGUUUUACCUCACCUGAGAAGACUGCUACUUCCGGGAAUAGACAAGUGACUAUCUCUGAAGCUGAGCACAUGGAUGAGUCUGAUCAUUCGGGCAUAGAGAAGAAUCAUGAGAUUGAGUCUGCUCAACCCAGAACUGAGAGUCCCAAUGCUUCAAGCUCAAAUGCUGCCAGAACUUCUCAGCCUGUCUUAACCUUGGCAACCUCUCUCAGACCUCAAAAUCUAAUUCAACUGAUUCAGGAGUUCCCUGAAGAGGCAACCAGAAGAUUACAAUGGUUGUAUCAGGUAACUGAUAAUCAGUUUGAUGCUUCUUUUGUUGAUGGUCUGUGGUCUGCAUUUGGAUGA
Molecule: messenger RNA, 762 nt
Organism: Lotus japonicus
Lineage: Eukaryota; Viridiplantae; Streptophyta; Magnoliopsida; Fabales; Fabaceae
Exons: 2
Coding region: 1-762 (253 amino acids)
Source: RefSeq, a predicted model, not a curated record